UCCGGAAGUCAGUCUGGGCCAAACAUCCGGGUUUUCGCCUUGGAGGUCCGGUAGAUACUACCUCGCUCGGAUACUGUCUCUUGCCCCGGUCCACCCCCUUGCCGGCUCCUUUUAGGCGCGCGAGGCUCGCGUGAGCUUCAGCGACGGGAACCCUUGAGGGACAUGGCGACUACAGCCGUGCCGGGCGGCGGGACCCGAAGCGGGGCUGGUCCAGAAUGGGGUGGAUUCGAAGAAAAUAUCCAGGGUGGGGGCUCAGCUGUGAUUGACAUGGAGAACAUGGAUGACACCUCAGGCUCCAGCUUUGAAGACAUGGGUGAGCUGCAUCAGCGACUCCGUGAGGAAGAGGUAGAUGCUGAUGCGGCUGCUGCAGAUGAGGAGGACGGGGAGUUCCUGGGCAUGAAAGGCUUUAAGGGACAGCUGAGCCGGCAGGUGGCUGAUCAGAUGUGGCAGGCAGGAAAGAGACAAGCAUCCAGAGCCUUCAGUUUGUAUGCCAACAUUGACAUCCUGAGACCUUACUUUGAUGUGGAGCCUGCCCAGGUGCGAAGCAGGCUACUGGAGUCCAUGAUCCCCAUCAAGAUGGUCAACUUCCCCCAGAAAAUCGCAGGGGAGCUCUAUGGCCCUCUUAUGCUGGUCUUCACGCUGGUCGCCAUCCUUCUGCAUGGGAUGAAGACGUCUGACACCAUUAUCCGGGAGGGCACUCUGAUGGGCACAGCCAUUGGCACCUGCUUUGGCUACUGGCUGGGCGUCUCGUCCUUCAUUUACUUCCUCGCCUACCUGUGCAACGCCCAGAUCACCAUGCUUCAGAUGUUGGCACUCCUGGGCUAUGGACUCUUUGGACACUGCAUUGUUCUGUUCAUCACCUACAACAUCCACCUCCACGCCCUAUUCUACCUCUUCUGGCUGCUGGUGGGGGGGCUGUCUACCCUGCGCAUGGUGGCAGUGCUGGUGUCUCGGACCGUGGGCCCCACCCAGAGGCUGCUCCUGUGUGGCACCCUGGCUGCCCUGCACAUGCUCUUCCUGCUGUAUCUGCACUUUGCCUACCACAAAGUGGUAGAGGGGAUCCUGGACACGCUGGAGGGCCCCAACAUCCCGCCCAUGCAGAGAGUCCCCAGGGACAUCCCCGGUGUGCUCCCUGCUGCCAGGCUUCCCGCCACCGUACUCAAUGCCACAGCCAAGGCUCUCGUGGUGUCACUGCAGUCACACUGACCACCUAAAAUUCAUGGCCAGCCCUGUCACCCCAGUUUUGGAGCAGAAGAAGAUUAAAGGACAGGACUGUGUCUCUGUUGGGGUCUGCAGCCAUCACUGAGCUGUACUGACUUAGGUGCCUCCAUGACAUGUUUCCAGGCUGCUGAAAGGCACAAGGCGGGGAACUCCCGGCCAGGACUGCCAGGCUCUGGAGCCAGUGUGGAAAGUGGGUCAGCACCCUGAACCUCCUUCCAUGUCACUAAUUAUAAACUUGGUAAUUAAAGCACGGCUUGAGCCUGGAACUGCAGGUCCUGUACCAGUGAUCUCCCUGUCAUCUGCCUCCACACACAGAGGUAACAUGCCAGGUCCUUUCUUUAUCCCCUCACUCUGGCAAGAAGGUGGGAGAGGCCAGACCACUUAGAUGGCAGUGACUUUGUGGAACCUGCCCAAGGACAGAGCAUAUGUGACCUGUGGAGCAAAGCGCAGGCCUGAGGAAGAAUGCACCCGCCGUGAGUCUCCACUGCCUGCACUUUCAGUAUGGACUGGACAAAACUUCCAGAUCGAACCCCAGUAUGAGGACCUGGUGCAGCUGCGCCACCACCGAGCAAAUUUUCCCAUGGAGCUCACAUCUGAAUCCAACUUGACUUGCCCCUAGCUUUACCUGGGCCUGCCCCCAUUGGCUUUCUCUUCUGGCCUUCUCACAGGAGCGCCCUAGCAUUGCACCACCCACUACCUUCGAUCAGCUCCCAUUAAGAAGCUGAUUGAAAAUUCAAGCCAGGUGGCCGGUACCUAAAAACCCAACAUUUAAGAGGCUGAAGUAGGAGUUCAAGCUCAACCCAGGCAAUUUACCAAGAGCCUGGCACAAAACACAAAUUUACUCUUUCAAAAUAGCCUGUGGCUGCUAAGCCUGUCAUCAGCAUCUUUACUUCUCAAUAAAGGUGCCCAGAGCUGCGCCCUUCAUUUUCCGUUA
Molecule: messenger RNA, 2155 nt
Organism: Cavia porcellus (domestic guinea pig)
Lineage: Eukaryota; Metazoa; Chordata; Mammalia; Rodentia; Caviidae
Gene: Yipf3
Product: Yip1 domain family member 3
Exons: 9
Coding region: 163-1206 (347 amino acids)
Cellular component (GO): Golgi apparatus
Source: RefSeq, a predicted model, not a curated record